UCAAGGAGCACACCAUCACUGAUGAGCGAAAAGGGGCUGCAGCAGUCAGUUUCUUCCACACCAUGGUUUACGUGCUGUUUGUUCUUUUGAGCCUGACAAUCCUUCUCGUCGCCCUCUACUUUCUGGGCGCUUUGAGAAGAAGGAGACCUAACGAGCCGCCCCUGGACACCGGCCACCUGCCAUGGCUCGGCCACGUCCUGUCCUUCCGAAGGGACACAGAGCAGUUCCUGCAGGAGAUGCAGAAAAAGCACGGGGAUAUCUUCACAGUCCAGCUAGCCGGCCGUUACUUUACGUUCCUGAUGGACCCGAUAUCCUACGGAGCCGUGGUGAAGGCGCCUAGAUCGAAGCUAGACUUUGAAAAGUUUGCUGUUGAGUUGGUUGCAAGGGUGUUCGGAUAUCAUGCCCAAGAGGAUGACCACAAGUUGCUGGAGGUAGUGAGCAACAAAUUCCUAAUGGGGAACGGGUUGGUGGACUUGACCCAAGCUAUGAUGAUGAAUCUGCAGAAGCUGAUGCUUCACCAGCCAGCGGACGGUGCCGGGGAAUGGAAGCAAGAUGGACUGUUUCAUUACUGCUACAACAUAGUGUUCAGGGCGGGCUAUCUCGCCCUGUUCGGCACCGAGUCAGCCAAGGGCGAUCAGGACCGUGCCGAUCAGCUGGACCGAGAGCACUCGGACCAACUCUUCGUCCAGUUCAGGAAAUACGACCGACUGUUCCCCCGGCUGGCUUACGCCGUGCUCCCGCCCAGGGAGAAGCUGGAAGCCGAGAGGCUCAAGAGGAAGUUCUGGGACCUGCUCUCGGUGCAGGGCAUGAGAAACCGGGAGCAGAUCAGCGGCUGGGUCUCGGAGCGCCAGCGGCAGCUGAACGAACAAGGUGUGAAUCUCGAGAUGCAGAGCCGCUACAUGUUCCUGCUGCUCUGGGCGUCGCAGGGGAACACCGGUCCCUCGGCGUUCUGGCUCCUCCUAAACCUCUGCCGCUGCCCUCAAGCAAUGAGCGCAGCGCGGGCCGAAGUGGACCAAUUGCUGGCGCAGACCGGCCAGCGAGCGACGGCGGUCGGACCGCCCGUCAACCUGACCCGGGACAUACUGCAGAAGACCCCGGUGCUGGACAGCGCCGUGGAGGAGAGCCUGCGUUUGAACGCCGCUCCGCUGCUGACCAGGGCCGUGGUUCAAGACACUGAGCUGGCGAUGGCCGACGGCCGGCGCUACUCGCUGCGGAAAGGGGACCGUGUGGCUCUCUUCCCUCACCUGUCGCCGCAGAUGGACCCGGAGGUGCACCCGCGGCCUCACUCCUUCCAGUUCGACCGGUUCCUCAACGCGGACGGGACGAGGAAGACGGACUUCUACAAGAAGGGGCAGAAGGUGAAAUAUUACAGCAUGCCGUGGGGAGCAGGCGUCAGUAUGUGUCCCGGUCGCUUCUUCGCAACCAACGAACUGAAGCAGUUCGUUUUCCUCAUGCUGUGCUACUUCGACUUCGAGCUGCUCAACCCCGAGGAGAAGAUACCUCCCAUUGAUACUAGCCGCUGGGGUUUUGGCACAAUGCAGCCUACUUACGAUGUCCAGUUUAGAUACCGCUUCAGGUUUUAGCUGUUUGCUACAAUUUCUUCCAAGCACACACACCCGUCCUAUUCACCUAACACUUACAACCCCAAAGCAACUAAUCACUACUACAUUAAAAGAAGAGAGAUUGAUAAAGUUCUGGAUAUGAAGGGAAUCAAUGGGUAGAGGGUAAGGACAGAUAAAUGGAGCGGAGGCUACCCGUGAAUAUGGGGUGCCAUCUCGUUUGCGUUUGGCCUUGUUGUUGCAGUAGAGAAGGUCGAAGUCAGACAGGUCUGUGUGAGAAUGGGGAGGAGAAUUAGAAUGACAUGCAGCUGGAAGCUCAAGACGGCUGUUAGCGACAGCGCAGGUGCUGCGCAAAAUAGUCGCUUCGUCUACUCUUGGACUCACUAAUGUAGAGGAAGCCAUAUUGGGAGCACCAAAUGCAAGUUGAUGAGAUCGGAGAAGGCGCAGAUGAAUCUCUGCUUCACUUGGAAGGGCUGUUUAGGUCUUCGGAUGAUGAUGAUUCAGGAGGUGAGGGGACACUUGUGGUAAAGUAGCAGGAGACUUGGGAGGAGUGGGCGGAUAGGUACGAGCAGGCCAGGAGAUCGUGGAGAGAGUGGUCCCUGCAGACAGCAAAAACGGGCGAAGAGAGGAAGAUGUGACUGGUGAUGGCAUCCCGGAUUACCUAACGAUUGUACUUGAACAUCAGAAAAUAAAUAAUUGAACUUAAA
This is a messenger RNA of Pristis pectinata (smalltooth sawfish), 2266 nucleotides long. RefSeq names its product 5-beta-cholestane-3-alpha,7-alpha-diol 12-alpha-hydroxylase-like. Gene Ontology annotation, molecular function: sterol 12-alpha-hydroxylase activity; heme binding; iron ion binding. The record is from RefSeq and is a predicted model, not a curated record. The coding region runs from base 63 to 1583 and encodes 506 amino acids. NCBI's taxonomy places the organism in Eukaryota, Metazoa, Chordata, Chondrichthyes, Rhinopristiformes, Pristidae. The transcript has a single exon.